Messenger RNA from Anopheles marshallii, 804 nucleotides. RefSeq lists its product as uncharacterized. The transcript is spliced from 4 exons. NCBI's taxonomy places the organism in Eukaryota, Metazoa, Arthropoda, Insecta, Diptera, Culicidae. The record is from RefSeq and is a predicted model, not a curated record. The coding region runs from base 1 to 804 and encodes 267 amino acids.
AUGCCGGACACGGGAUUUAGUAGCAGCACCAGCCAUUGUAGCAAUAGCAUCCGAACACCGAUUCGGUUGGGCACCAGCAUCACUAGCAGCAGUAGACGAGGCACCAAGAUGACCGGCGGCAGGAUCUCGCAACCCGCUCGCAUGUCUCGCAGGCUCCAGCGACCUUCCGGAAGAUCGCUUCUUUCACGUCGUUUCCUCGCCAACCACCUGUCCGCUAUCGUACCGAUUGCAUUGCUGCUGAUAGCGUUCUGGAGUGAUUUUGCGUAUCUGAGCGGCGAUACCGAUGGUGGUGGAGUGCUGGCCGAUGAAGUAACCACCAUUCCGCCUGAAGAAACAUGGACUACGUCCAGCAAUGAGAACGUUGGCACUGGAGAGGCGGCUCCAUUCGAUGCGUCAUCCCGGGGUAGUAAAAAGUUUGGUGAUAAAUGCGAGAGCACCACUGAGUGUGGCUUCGCCGGAUCGUUCUGCGAUCCGAAGAAGCAUACAUGUCAGUGUACUGUCGAUUUACCAGCAACCAAUCAUAUUGACAAAUGCGGCAAAAAACGACAAGUGAACGAAACAUGCUUCUUCAGUGAACAAUGCGAAGCGAUGACGGAACAAACGGAAUGUCGUGAUGGACGGUGCAUCUGUCUUUUCGAGAUGAAUGCAUUCUUCAAAUCGGAUGGCAGCGUCGAGUGUCGAGCCCCGAUCAAUAAGCCGAUAGAGCCGGAAAAAUACAUCGAUCCAGCAAUGAUUGGUGUGUUAGUGGCAAUGGCAGUCAUGUUUAUCAUCAUUUGCGUAGUCCUUCGCUUAUUCAGCAAGUAA